This is a messenger RNA of Zingiber officinale, 1429 nucleotides long. RefSeq names its product lysine-specific demethylase JMJ30-like. The transcript is spliced from 6 exons. Lineage: Eukaryota; Viridiplantae; Streptophyta; Magnoliopsida; Zingiberales; Zingiberaceae. The record is from RefSeq and is a predicted model, not a curated record. Gene Ontology annotation, molecular function: 2-oxoglutarate-dependent dioxygenase activity. Bases 99 to 1295 code for a protein of 398 amino acids.
GUUCUGGAAAAAUAUCUGUGCCCUGCGCUUUUAACUUUAUCCGUCACAUUCAGGCGAGAACCGUCGGCGCCGCCACGGAGGCGGAAAAGGACAAGGCGAUGGCGAUCGAUGAAGAGCGCCGGGCUGCAUUGAUGAGGCAGAUCACCGAGGAGGGUGGCUUCGCCUACGUCAGCUCGGCGGAGAAGGCGGCCGGCGGAGACCUCCGGGCUGCAGAGGCUGCGCGGGAGAUGGCGUGGGAGCAGCUCCACUCAGGGCCAUGGCAUGAGGUCGUUCCCGCUUGGCGAGACGCCUAUGCGAUGGCCUGCUUCCACGUGGCGGAGCUCCGGGCCGGCGCUGGCGACCGACGGGAAGCCCUCCGCGCCCUCGACAUGGGUCUUAUUAUGGGCGGCCCGCUGCUCCGUUGCGACAUCGACGCUGCCGUGGAGAGGAUCAUGGCGGAGAAGGGAGUGGAGGACGCGGCCGUAGACGAUGGUUGUGCUGACAUGUGGAUAAAGGGGAUAUCCGCAAACGGAGACCUGGCAGAGGCACUACGCAUCCUGCCACACAGAUCACUAUCGUGUAAGAAAGUUGAGAAACAAUUGUCUCUCUCUUUGGAGACAUUUAUAUGUGAUUAUUUUUUACGGGAUUCUCCAGUUAUAAUCAGUGGAUGCAUUGAUCACUGGCCUGCACGAACAAAGUGGAAGGACAUGGAAUAUCUAAAGAGGGUAGCAGGAGAUCGAACUAUCCCUGUCGAGGUGGGAAAGAACUAUCUAUGUUCUGAAUGGAAGCAACAGCUGAUUACCUUUUCUCAAUUCCUUGAAAGGGCACAAUCAACUAAUUGCUCUUCCAACUUAACAUACCUAGCUCAGCAUCCUUUGUUUGAUCAAAUAAGGGAGCUCCGUGAUGACAUAAUGAUUCCAGACUACUGCUUUGCUGGUGGCGGCGAGCUUCGUUCUCUCAAUGCCUGGUUUGGUCCACUUGGUACAGUUACACCACUGCACCAUGAUCCUCAUCAUAAUAUUUUUGCUCAGGUGGUUGGCCGAAAAUAUGUAAGACUCUAUCCACCAUCAUCAUCGGAGCACUUAUAUCCCCAUACGGAGACCAUGCUUUGCAAUUCCAGUCAGGUAGAUCUUGACAACAUUGAUUUAGAAGAAUUUCCAGUGACGGCCGACUUGGAUUUUUCCGACUGUGUCUUGGAAGAAGGUGAAAUGCUUUACAUUCCACCCAAAUGGUGGCAUUAUGUGAGAUCACUUUCAACAAGCUUCUCUGUCAGUUUUUGGUGGAGUGCAACAACUGAUUCUUGUAGAGUGACAUAGUAUUAACCGUCGUCAUUCUACAACAUUUCUUGACUGGUAUUGCAUCAUAGAAAUUACACGUUGUAGCAUUGGUAGUCAUUUCACGCUGUAUGCAGAUCCAUUAACCAAAGCAAGCCGUACAUUUUUUUUCCUAA